Molecule: messenger RNA, 384 nt
Organism: Pelobates cultripes (western spadefoot toad)
Lineage: Eukaryota; Metazoa; Chordata; Amphibia; Anura; Pelobatidae
Source: the annotation of a GenBank genome assembly
AUGGCCGACGGCUUCAUUGCCCAAGCACAGCAACAGACUCCCAGCUACUGGGAGGCGGCCUCCAACGCAAGCUUUGAAGCCAUGUGGGAGCAGUUCUGGGCCAAACUAGCACACAAGCACCGGCUACCUCAGCCACCAAACGCUGGGAAGCAGUCCAGACUACCUACGGCACGACAACCAGCCAGGGCCAUACAUCCUGGACAACCCACGACCGGGACCAAAAAACAGGUAACAUACCUGCAACAAGCCACUGCAUCUGAGAGACACGCACACCCACUACUGCCCAUGGGAGCCCUGGCAAGCAAAGAGACCUCGGCAACACCUCCGCGAGGGGGAAAAGCAGGAGAGGCAGGCCCCAGCAGGCUCGCUGCAUUGGUACCCUAA